This is a messenger RNA of Myxocyprinus asiaticus (Chinese sucker), 2346 nucleotides long. It is a transcript of the gene psen1, whose product is annotated as presenilin 1. The coding region runs from base 128 to 1495 and encodes 455 amino acids. Gene Ontology annotation, biological process: amyloid precursor protein catabolic process; amyloid-beta metabolic process; calcium ion transport. Gene Ontology annotation, cellular component: dendritic shaft; Z disc; apical plasma membrane. Gene Ontology annotation, molecular function: cadherin binding; beta-catenin binding; aspartic endopeptidase activity, intramembrane cleaving. The record is from RefSeq and is a predicted model, not a curated record. NCBI's taxonomy places the organism in Eukaryota, Metazoa, Chordata, Actinopteri, Cypriniformes, Catostomidae. The transcript has 11 exons.
CUCAACACUGACUCGUGUAUCUAACCGUGUGUCGCUUCACAGUGUUGGGCUUGUGUCAGUUUGAAUUCAGAUCUAAGAUUCAGAGAUCCUGGUGUUUCUAUGAUCUCUGAGUCACCUCACAGCAUCAAUGGCUGAUAAUGUACAACAUGCUGUCAAUAAUGUGUCAAAUGAAGGCGCUAAGCCCAACCGGCACACUGAGGUGGGCAGUGCAGGAGGUCCCGGCCGGAAUGAAGUGGAGCUUAACGGACAGCCACCAACCGCACGACCCCCUCAGGUGGUCACUGACAGCGAGGAAGACGAGGAUGAGGAGCUGACUCUCAAAUAUGGAGCUAAACAUGUUAUUAUGCUGUUUAUUCCUGUCACACUGUGUAUGGUGGUGGUCGUGGCAACAAUCAAAUCAGUCAGUUUCUACACGCAGAAGGACGGACAACAGCUGAUCUACACACCCUUCCGUGAAGACACAGAGACGGUGGGUCAGCGCGCUCUGAACUCCAUGCUCAACGCCACCAUCAUGAUCAGUGUGAUCGUGGUCAUGACACUCGUUCUGGUGGUGCUCUACAAGUACAGAUGCUACAAGGUGAUUCAAGGGUGGCUGUUCUUCUCCAACCUUCUCCUCCUCUUCUUUUUCUCCUUCAUUUAUUUGGGGGAAGUGUUCAAGACGUACAAUGUGGCCAUGGACUACUUGACCUUAGCAUUGAUCAUCUGGAACUUUGGCGUGGUGGGAAUGAUCUGUAUCCACUGGAAGGGUCCACUGCGGCUCCAGCAGGCGUAUCUCAUCAUGAUCAGCGCUCUCAUGGCUCUGGUCUUCAUCAAGUACCUUCCCGAGUGGACUGCCUGGCUCAUCUUGGCUGCUAUAUCUGUCUAUGAUCUGUUGGCUGUGUUGUGCCCAAAAGGACCUCUGCGUAUUCUCGUUGAAACUGCUCAAGAGAGGAAUGAACCUAUUUUCCCAGCCCUCAUCUACUCUUCAACCAUGGUGUGGCUGUUUAAUAUGGCUGAUAAUGGUGAGACCACGAAUAAUUCAGCCCAUUCAGUUCCUCAACAGGACAACGAAGUGGCCAUGGCACCCACAGCUCAGCCGGAGGAUGACGGCGGUUUCACACCAGCAUGGGUGGAUCAUCAGCAGCAUCAGCUGGGUCCGAUGCAGUCCACAGAUGAGAGCAGACGAGAGAUCCAGCAGAUGCCCUCUGAACGGCCACCACCUGUGGAUGAUGAUGAAGAGAGGGGUGUGAAACUGGGUUUGGGAGAUUUCAUCUUUUACAGUAUGCUUGUUGGUAAAGCAUCAGCCACAGCCAGUGGUGACUGGAACACAACGCUAGCCUGCUUUGUCGCCAUUCUCAUCGGUUUGUGUCUAACUCUACUCCUCCUGGCGAUCUUCAAGAAGGCUCUUCCAGCUCUCCCCAUCUCCAUCACCUUCGGCCUGGUGUUCUACUUCGCCACUGAUAACUUGGUGCGUCCGUUCAUGGAUCAGCUGGCUGUCCAUCAGUUCUACAUUUAGCACAGAGAGGUCACUUCUCAUGCACUCCACUCUACUGCUCAUUCCCAGAACCCUCUUGAAGGGAAGCACCUUUCCUCUUCCUCUGGACACGUGACUGGACUCGCCAUUCCUGGCAUUGAAUAAUCGCUUUACAAUUGCAGUGCCUCUCCAGUGACUGAACAGAACCUGAUAUUCGCUUUCAUCACAUCUUUGGUCGGUAGGCCGAAUAUUUCUUUGCUCAGAGAUAAAGCAAAGGCUAUCUACGGUAAGUGGAUGGUAGUGAUUAUGACUUCAUCUCUUAAUUAUGAGUUUGUUGAACUCUAUUUUGCGGAAUGGGACCAGAGCUUGCUUUACUCACCAAAUCUUGGAUUCACUUUCUUGACAUGUUAAUUCCAAUAUAGCAAGCAUUAACGUAAAGCUCUGAAUGAUAUGGCUUCGUAAACGGAGGUAGGUACUAUUUAAUUUUUGGUCUUUUUAAGGUGCCUGUGAGCAUGGUUUGAGUUUUAAGUCCAACCAUGUUUAUUUGGGAAGAUGUCACAUGUUGGCUUGUUUUAGUUCACGCUAACAUUAAAUAAAGUGCUGUUAAAGCUACUGUUUUGCAGGAAAGUGCGGGAGCGUGAUUUUGGAAUGUACCAUAAACUCUUAAGUCCUAAAUAUGUCCAUAAUGUUCAUCUCUGCACAAAAUGUCAGGAGACAGUGCAGAAACUGUUUGUUCAUAUUUUUGUUGCUGUUUUACCAGCAAAACGGUUGAUUACUGACUUUUAGCUUACUUUUUUCGUAGUACCCACACCUUUUGUCAUUUUAAGAAAAUGCAAACAAUUUUGUAUCGAAAGAUUCACAAAUAAAGGGGUUGCUCAUUUGAGCAAAUUUCA